AUGGCCUCUCCACAAAGCGUCCAAUGUUUUGGCAAAAAGAAGACUGCUACGGCGGUCGCCCACUGCAAGGCCGGAAAGGGACUCGUCAAGGUCAACGGAAAGCCUCUUAACCUCGUCCAACCCGAGAUCUUGCGAUUCAAGGUCUACGAACCCCUCCUGGUCCUUGGCCUCGACAAGUUCGCCAACGUCGACAUCCGCGUCCGAGUUACCGGCGGUGGACACACCUCGCAGGUCUACGCCAUCCGUCAAGCCAUCUCCAAGUCAAUCGUUGCCUACUACCAGAAGUUCGUUGAUGAGCAUUCCAAGAACGAGCUCAAGCACCUCCUCGUCACCUACGACCGUACACUGCUUGUUGCCGAUAACAGACGUUGUGAGCCGAAGAAGUUUGGAGGUCCCGGUGCCAGAGCCAGAUACCAAAAGUCGUACCGUUAA
Messenger RNA from Lachnellula hyalina, 432 nucleotides. RefSeq names its product 40S ribosomal protein. Gene Ontology annotation, cellular component: cytosolic small ribosomal subunit; ribosome. Gene Ontology annotation, molecular function: RNA binding; structural constituent of ribosome. The record is from RefSeq and is a predicted model, not a curated record. Gene Ontology annotation, biological process: maturation of SSU-rRNA from tricistronic rRNA transcript (SSU-rRNA, 5.8S rRNA, LSU-rRNA); translation. The transcript is spliced from 4 exons. NCBI's taxonomy places the organism in Eukaryota, Fungi, Ascomycota, Leotiomycetes, Helotiales, Lachnaceae. The coding region runs from base 1 to 432 and encodes 143 amino acids.